AUGACCACCGCCGGCCCGCUCGGCCACCUCGACUACAUUCGCAUCUGGCACGACAACUCGGGCGGCGGCCGUCAUGCGGGCUGGUACCUGGACAAGGUGGUCAUCAAGGACCUGCAGACGGAGCUUGUGGUGUCGAUAUUCGUACGGCCUCAGCGCUCCAACUAUACGCGGGUGCAGCGGCUCUCUGUGGUCAUGGCUCUCCUGUUCCUCACCAUGUGUGUCAACGCCAUGUUCUACAAAACGGAGCCGGCCACCAGCAAGACGCUGGAUCUGGGCUUCUUCAAAGUCACUACCUUCCAGAUCUGGCGGAAGCGCUCGCUGCCGCACUGGUGCGUUUACAUAGGCUGGCUGCUAGUGCUGGGAGCGGCCGGGACCUCCGCCUUCAUGGUCUUCUCCUACAGCUUGCAGUGGGGGAAGGAGAAGUCGCUGAGCUGGCUCAAAGCCAUGCUUCUGUCGGUGGCGCAGUCGGUCUUCCUCAUCCAGCCAGUCAAGGUGUUCGCCGUGGCACUGGUGUUCAGCAUCCUCUGCAAGAAGCCGGACACGGAGGCGGUGGACGACGACAGUGCGCUGGAGAACGCACUGCCCGCCGACGAUGAGGAAAUGGUGGCCGACCGGCCACGCUCAGGGAGGCGCACGAAACUUGCAGCUGUUCCCAUCGAUCACGAAGCGCUGGCCAAAGCUCGUCAGAAACGCCUGGAGGAGAAGGAAAUGCUGCUCCUGAUGAAGCAGAUGUGCACGUUUAUGCUGUUUCUGUUGUUUCUGCUCUUCCUGGCUCAGCAGAAUAGAAACCCAAAUGCAUUUUUGGUGAACAAUAAUCUGAAGAAUAUGCUUGUAGACAGCAAAUUUUCAACGAUUCGUCUGCCGCGUCACCUCUUCAGCUGGCUGAAGGCAACAUACUUGGGCGCCGUGUUCUGGGACGGUCACUACAACGGCGCGCCGCUGCUGCCGGCCGACCGGCCCUUCAUGUCCGACAUGGUCACCCUGCGACUGGGCCCGGCCCGGGUCCGCCAAGUCCGAAUCAAGCCAGAUCAAUGCAGGGUUCCCGCAAUACUCAGGAGCAUCCAUGAUGAAUGUAACAUUGAGUAUUCGUGGACGAAGGAGGAUAAAAGUGCCUACAAUACGUCUUGGGCACCGAUGAAUGUCUCGUCCGAGGAGGAGCUUAACCAGAUGCAGUCGCCGUGGGUGUAUAAAUCCAUGAUGGAUUUGGAUGGCGCCCCCCACUGGGGCCAGCUCAGCACAUACAACGGCGGCGGCUUCCACAUGGAUCUUCUGGGGUCGGGCCAGCAGACCCUCCAGCUCUUCAUGGACCUGGAGGAGCGAGGCUGGAUCGACAAGUUCACCCGAGCCGUGUUUAUCGAGUUCACUGUAGUCAACGUCUAUGUCAACCUCUUCAGCCGCAUCUCGCUGGUGGUGGAGUUCAGCAACUCGGGGAACACCAUCACUUCUCACACCAUCACCACCUUCCAGCUGUACAACUACGUGGGCCCUGACGCCAUCUGGAUUAUGACCUGCGAGGCCAUCGUAGUAUUGUUCAUCAUAUUUUUCUUCGUCACAGAAAUCAAGAAACUCCGUAAGCAAAAGAUGAAAUAUUUUUCGGAGUUCUGGAACACUAUGGAAUUCAUCAAGAUCAUCUUGGCAAUAACCAGCAUUGCUAUGUACGCUAUGAAGAACAUAUAUGUACACGUGGCACUUGGAAAUCUAGCCGAAAAGCAAGGCGAGUUUAUCAACAUGCAGCGCAUGGCCGCAUGGAACGAGACAUUCGUGUUCUUGGUGGCGUUCGUGUGCUUCACCUCGAUCCUGGAGGUGCUACAUCUGCUGCGCUUCAACGCGAAGAUGUCCAUGCUGGCCCUGACGCUGCGCCGCUCCACCAAGGAGCUCAUCUAUUUCUCCGUCACCUUCUGCAUCACAUUCCUGGCGUUCGCGCAGUUCGCGUUUCUCGCCUUCGGCACAACAAUGAACCUGUACAGCAACUUCCUGUUCACAGUCGAAAACUUGUGCACUCAUUUGUUGGGUGACAUCGACUUCGACACCAUGUACGCCGAGCACGGCAGCCUCGGCAUCUGCUUCUACCUCGUCUUCGUUACCAUCAUGACGUUCAUCGUGCUCAACAUGUUCCUCGCCAUUCUUGGCGACUCGUUCACUGAGGUGAAAGAGGAGUUGAAAGGGGCCCGAAACCAGUACGAGCUACUAGACUUCUGCAAGGGCAUUGUGAUGGACCUGCUGGGCAUGAGCCGCACCCGGGCCGAAGGUCUUGACCCGACGCUUCCCAGCGCCGAGCCGGAGGAGGACGCCGCCGCGCAGCAGGAGGACCCGGCCCCGGCUGCCUGGCCGUUCGGGCGGCGCAGCGCCAAGGUGGUGCCCUCUGCGGAGCCGACCGAGCUCCGGCCCGCGUCCGCAGCGCCCUCUGUUCCUCCGCCGGACGGCUCCGACGCCGCGAGCUGCGCCGCAGCGCGGGAGGAGGGGCAGGCUGCAGAGCUAGCAGGCGCCGGUGACCAGAGCUCGCCUGCUGGUGACGACACUGUGACCCCUCCGGAUGCGCUUCAGAACGCUGGCAGCGCCCGCGCGCCGACACCACCUGCGGAGGCGACGGCCUCCGGGCCCGCCUCUGACGAGUCCGAGCCCGCCUCCACCUCCACCUCGGCGGCGGGUCUAGACCGCCUCAGCGCGCACUCCCCCAGCUUGCUUCGCGACAUCUGGCGGCUGCCAGGAUCCCGGACCGAGUAG
This is a messenger RNA of Pollicipes pollicipes, 2724 nucleotides long. Its product is annotated as polycystic kidney disease 2-like 2 protein. The coding region runs from base 1 to 2724 and encodes 907 amino acids. Gene Ontology annotation, biological process: detection of mechanical stimulus. Gene Ontology annotation, cellular component: membrane. The transcript has 16 exons. NCBI's taxonomy places the organism in Eukaryota, Metazoa, Arthropoda, Thecostraca, Pollicipedomorpha, Pollicipedidae. Gene Ontology annotation, molecular function: calcium channel activity; calcium ion binding; protein binding. The record is from RefSeq and is a predicted model, not a curated record.